ACAGCUGCUCGGGGACAUUCCUGUCGUGUCUUCAGCAACUCCAGUCCACAGAGACAGAGAGGGACACCGCGGGACGACGGGAGCUGCUUUCAACGCCUUCCCCCGGUCCGACCACUUUGCGUCGUCCCUUCUGGCAGACCUUUCUGAAACUUUUGUCGGUAAAACACGACGCGGAGAAGCGGGCAGCAGGACCCGCAGCCCGGGUGUCGGUCACCGGAGACGAUGGGAGUCUCUCACUAGAUCUACUACGGCACGGAAACACCAUGGCUGUGGACGCGGCUUCCAGUUUCAGUUUCUGCAGGCCAGCUGUGGAGUACAGGGCUCUGCCUGAGGACUUCAAGCACCAGCUGAGUCGACGCACAGGCGGGAAUCUAACUUGGCACGAUGGCCGCGGGCAGAAAACGGCAGGAGGCCGGACGGUGAAGCUGCUGCAGCAGCCGGGCACAGAGGCCCUGCAGUACCGUUCCAGUGAUAAUUAUGGGAUAUAUCACACGAGCCCGACGCAGCCCAGUCUGAUCCGCCCCGUCGUGCUCUGGUCGCAGCAAGAUGUUUGUAAAUGGCUGAAGAAGCACUGCCCACACAACUACCUGACCUACGUGGAGGCGUUCUCCCAGCACGCCAUCACAGGCCGUGCGCUGUUGCGUCUGAACGGGGAGAAGCUGCAGAGGAUGGGACUCGUGCAGGAAACUCUUCGGCAGGAGCUGCUGCAGCAGGUGCUGCAGCUUCAGGUGCAGGAGGAGGGACGCAACCUGCAGCUGCUCAGCAGAGGAUCCUUUGCAAAGAUAUCGUAGCCAGAUAUCUGGAAGAAGUGGACGACGUGGAAUUAUGGGAUAUUAUUUACCCGAAUAAACUCGAAUGUGAAUCAGAAAUCUGUCCAGCGAGCAGUGAGUUAUGUUGAGUGGAAGUCUCUGCAGACGGACCGACUAUGAACUGUGAUGACAAAGCACCGAGACAAUCUGCGUUCUCUCUCUCUUACUGUCUCUACAACCUUUUUUUAAUGUCAGAAGGCAAAACGAAUAAAUAAAAACAUCACAAUA
This is a messenger RNA of Cottoperca gobio, 1037 nucleotides long. RefSeq names its product sterile alpha motif domain containing 10a (gene samd10a). The coding region runs from base 264 to 791 and encodes 175 amino acids. Gene Ontology annotation, biological process: cell surface receptor protein tyrosine kinase signaling pathway. The record is from RefSeq and is a predicted model, not a curated record. The transcript has 5 exons. Gene Ontology annotation, cellular component: cytoplasmic side of plasma membrane. Lineage: Eukaryota; Metazoa; Chordata; Actinopteri; Perciformes; Bovichtidae. Gene Ontology annotation, molecular function: protein binding.